AUGGAUGAUAUCAGAAUGAACGGUAGACCGGCGACAGUGACUGCAGUGCCUUCGUCUGUCUCAAAUUCCUCGCCUGUCACCCACAAUCCCACACAGCAGCAGCCGCAACCGCAGCCGCAGCAGCAACAACCGCAACAACCACAACCGCAGCAACCACAGCAACCACAGGAUCUCAAUACCAGAUUCUCUCCACAACGCUCUAUAUCUCCGCCUGCUCAGCAUAGACGUGGCUACCAGGCCUGUGAUCCGUGUGUCGAUAACCCGCGCCCACCACCAUGUGUGCGAUGCCGCCGUGAGAGCAAGAGAUGCGAAUUCUCUGCCACGAGGCGCAAGCGCAAAAUCUCAGAGGAAUCGGACGACAAGGGAUCCAGCGUCUUGCGCCGGGACAAGCGCAUGAUGGUUGCUGAUGGAUCCGUCUCUCCCAGCAUGGAUAGUGAUAGCAUCUCAAGCCCCAUUCCUAACGGGGUGACUUCGCAUCCACGAGGCAGUCUGCCUCCCUUUGAAAAUGAUCCUCGACCAAACGGCUCAGCUGCGCAACGUAAAUGGUCAAAUGCCACCGCCCCGCCUCACCGAAUAUGUAUUCCACCCACUGGUAUCUCCGUUCCGGCUCCGACUUCGAUCCCACUAGAUCAGUACCAUGCUCACCGCGCGAGCUUCUCUAGUGCUGUACGACCAACAUUGCCUCCCCAUGUUCUCGAGAGUGGCCAGCAUAUGAUGAACAAGACUGCCGCUGAGUUGCUCUCUCCCGCUAUCAGCAAUACUCACGAUGCCCUACAUCUUCUCUCUGAGGCUGCUGGUAGGACAGAAGAUCUAAAUCGCCAGCAGAUGGAAUACCAGUACAAUGGACGCCAUUCCUCAACCUCAACAUUCGCAUCUGUUUCUCCAGGCCAGCAGAACGGGACACCAGGCAGAGGUAGCAGGUCUAACUCGACAACGCAUCAAGGUGCCGGGAUGAGCUGGUACAACCAAAACAGGGGCGGCUCUCCUAGUGUUGAGGUUCUUGUUGAAGGCACUGAUGCUGGUUUGAGCCCUCCCAAGGCAUCCCAUGACCUAGACUACAGCAAAGCUCGCAGAGCUUGGUCAAGAUUGCGGUUCAUUCGUGCUGGUUGGUUUAGCGUUGACGAAGCAAUGUCUUAUAUCGAGUACUCGCCAUCAACACAUCUCACCCUUCUGACAGAAGAACCAGUGUUGACUGUCACAAUGCUCACCAUUGCUUCUCGACACAUGAAGCUUUCUGGAAAUGGAGCCAACUCCCGAGCCUAUUCUAUCCAUGAAAAGCUGUGGUCGUACCUUAGAGGUAUGAUUGAGCGGCUCUUUUGGGGACAAGAGAAGUUUGGCGACUGCGGCGGCGCUUCAGCACCCAGGCAAUUCGAUGCAUCUAACCCACUAUCUGCUGGACACGGCCAACGGGGUGGCGGCCAAUUAAGGUCUAUCGGAACCGUUGAAGCUUUGCUGCUCCUCACUGACUGGCAUCCACGCGCCCUUCACUUUCCACCUGGUGACGAUGAAAAUACCCUUCUUGACGUUGACCCACAACAACUCAACUAUUUUGAUGGAGAGGGGGACGACCAUUUCCAUGAUCACCCUGGUAAGGGCCAAGGAAGCCCAGGUGAAGGCCGUCUCGCUUUCUAUAAAUGGCUUGAGCCUGUCUGGCGUUCUGAUCGGAUGUCGUGGAUGCUUCUAAGCACGGCUCAGGCCCUUGCCUUCGAGCUCGGUAUCUUUGACCAAAAAAACGACCUUCGAGCUUCAACUGAAACCUCGUGUGAAAUAGCCAGAAAACGCCGUUUGCGACGGCUGAUUCUUGUCUAUGUUUCUCAAAGCAGUGGUCGAUUAGGCAUUCCUUCCAUGCUUCCCUUGCCACAAUGGAACCAGAAUACUGAGCCUCCUCGUGUUGAAGAUAUGCACUCGCCUAACUUCCAUGAGGAUUACAUGAUCGAUAUGAUGCAAGAUUGCUGGAUGGAUAUUUCCAAGAUCAUGUAUAACAGUAAUCAGGUUCUCUUCCUGUCCAAGGAGCUCACUACAAAUUUAAUCAAGAGCGGCCAAUACCGUGACCGGAUUGAUGAAUUUACCCCCUCUCUGAGAGACUUUAAAGCAAAACUUGACAAACUUUCAGCUUUACAGGCCGUCGUUGAACGAUGGACUACCAUGAAUGAGGCCGGUUCAAGUGCAAACCAGAACCAUGCCAACGGAACCGCCAAUGGAACAAGCUCUGGCGCUGGAACUGUUCCGCUCCAGGUUUUACUGGAGCAAUAUGAAGUUAAUGAACCAUAUAUCCAAGAAGUUGUUGAUGCUUCUCGACGGAUCUUGCAAAUCGUACUGGAAGGAUUUGUCCCAGGGGAUAUUCUAAAACAUGCACCUGUCAGGACAUACUUUAGAAUUCUUUCUGGAAUGAUCUUCAUUCUCAAGACCUUCACCCUGGGUGCAAAAGAGGAUGAUGUGAGAGUAUCCCUUGAGCUACAGGAUCGGACUAUUGAAUGCCUUCGUACCUGUGUAGUGGACGAUGUCCACCUCAGUGUUACAAUCGCCGACCUGCUUCAGUUACUCACUUCAAAUAUCCGAAAUCGGUUUCUUCGCUUUGCUCCCUUUGAUCGUGUAGGCGAGUCAGGCAGCAGGCACCAGUCACCCGCGCCCACUUCAGAGCAGGACUCUCGAGAUCAACAGCACCAUCAUUCCGGUGAGCACAGUGACUACCGUUGGCAACAAAACCACAACAACGGGACUCCGAGUACGUCUGGCUUCUCGUUCGACAACCACCACCCAACCUCCGCGCCUCCGACAACUCAUCACGACCCUCUGGCCAACAUCCCUGUCCAACCGAUCAACUCCUCCAGCAUUAAUGUCUCUUUCAUGCCCCCUCCCCCUUCUGUGUACUACAAUUACUACGACCCUAGCUCGACUUCGCCCAAGAUGGAAAUGGAUGAAUCCUCUUCCACUGUUGCGCCUCCAGCUAUCAACACCAGCGCCCCAAGCAACAACAAUACCACACAGGCAAAUUCAAACAGCAUGUCAGACUGGUUUGCCCUUCCACUUGAUCAAUUCUUCAACAGCUCCACUGCAGGAGUUGACCAGGGCCUUGGAGGCACCGGCCCAAUGGUCGGUGAAUUCGACAUGCUGGAAGUCCUUCUCAAAGAACAAUAUACAGGUGACAACAAUACAAAUGGCACCAGCACCAAUGGACCGGCCCCAGUAGCUGCUGUUGCUACGAACGGCUCUGGAAUGUCAUCUCAUUUUAUAUAA
This is a messenger RNA of Microsporum canis CBS 113480, 3237 nucleotides long. RefSeq lists its product as hypothetical. Lineage: Eukaryota; Fungi; Ascomycota; Eurotiomycetes; Onygenales; Arthrodermataceae. Gene Ontology annotation, cellular component: nucleus. Gene Ontology annotation, molecular function: DNA-binding transcription factor activity, RNA polymerase II-specific. Gene Ontology annotation, biological process: positive regulation of transcription by RNA polymerase II; aromatic amino acid catabolic process. Bases 1 to 3237 code for a protein of 1078 amino acids. The transcript has 5 exons. The record is from RefSeq and is a predicted model, not a curated record.